Molecule: messenger RNA, 1178 nt
Organism: Perca flavescens (yellow perch)
Lineage: Eukaryota; Metazoa; Chordata; Actinopteri; Perciformes; Percidae
Product: oxytocin receptor
Exons: 3
Coding region: 120-1178 (352 amino acids)
Biological process (GO): positive regulation of vasoconstriction; G protein-coupled receptor signaling pathway; cellular response to hormone stimulus
Cellular component (GO): plasma membrane
Molecular function (GO): vasopressin receptor activity; peptide binding
Source: RefSeq, a predicted model, not a curated record
CAACCUGAGCUCGACCACAAACUAUCAAUUCACCUCCGGCACUAUUUGAAAGAAAAAAAAAAAAAAAAAAAGAUCUAUAAAGUCUGUUUGUCGGCGAGUUGGAGAGACGACCAAACACAAUGUGUCCUCUGAAUGACAGUAACUUUGUGGAUACGGAGGACGCGGCGAGAGAUGAAAGUCUGGCCACGCUGGAGAUCUCGCUUCUCAGUGUCAUCUUCAUUAGCGCCGCCAUCCUCAACACCUCCCUGCUGAUCGUCCUCUGGAGAAAGCGCAAACAGAUGUCCAGGAUGCGCGUCUUCGUCUUCCACCUGUGCCUGGCGGAUCUGGUGGUCGCUUUCUUCCAGGUGUGCCCACAGCUCGUGUGGGAUAUCACCGACAGGUUCGUCGGACCAGACCUGGUGUGCCGCCUGGUGAAGUACCUUCAAGUUGUCGGGAUGUUUUCAUCCACUUAUAUGAUCGUGGUGAUGACAGUUGACAGAUACCAGGCUGUCUGCAACCCGAUGGUGAAGUUCCAGCGGACAAGCACGAGACUUAACAUCCUUGUGUGCAUGGCGUGGGGGAUUUCUCUGCUUUGCAGCUUGCCACAGGUUUUCAUUUUCUCACAGGUCGAGGUUUCACCUGGUGUGUUUGACUGCUGGGCCACAUUCGUCCAGCCGUGGGGGCUGCAGACUUACAUAACCUGGACCACCCUGGUUAUUUUUAUUUUACCUGUUAUUACAGUUGUUGUUUGCCAAGUGCGCAUCUGCCGAGCCAUCCAGAUCAACUUGUACCAAAAGACUCAACAGCAGGGCAACGUGGGUCUCCCUCUGCCAUCCAGAGCCAGUGGUGUGGCCAGAAUGUCCAAGGCCAGGGUGAAGACGCUGAAGAUGACAGUGGUCAUCGUGCUGGUUUAUAUUGUCUGCUGGGCUCCCUUCUUCACCGUCCAGCUUUGGUCCGCCUGGGACACAAAUGCGCCGAAAGAAACUGCGACUUUCACAAUCCUGAUGUUGCUGGCCAGUCUGAACAGCUGCGCGAAUCCCUGCAUAUACCUUCUGUUCAGCGGUCAGUUUCCCAAGAGGCUGCCGCUGGUGACACUCCUGUGCCAGCGGCGAAACGAAGGUAAUGAUUCAAUCAAUGAAGAGAAGACGCUGGUCAGUACGUUGUACAUUAGCUUCAAAAAUGUCUCUGAGUCCAAAUGA